Molecule: messenger RNA, 1420 nt
Organism: Schizosaccharomyces cryophilus OY26
Lineage: Eukaryota; Fungi; Ascomycota; Schizosaccharomycetes; Schizosaccharomycetales; Schizosaccharomycetaceae
Product: glutathione S-transferase Gst3
Exons: 2
Coding region: 70-1071 (333 amino acids)
Cellular component (GO): cytoplasm
Molecular function (GO): glutathione transferase activity
Source: RefSeq, a predicted model, not a curated record
UUCAUUUUCUAUUGUUCCAUAAAAAAUAGAGUAAUUCCCACUAAAACGACUAUAAAACCAGCUGCAUGAAUGCUUCGAAAUUAUGGUAACUUGUUAAAGAGGCAAAAACAUUCAAUUUUUGCGAAAAUGUCUUCAGGAGGUACAAUUACAAACUGGGCUGGCCAAGAUGGUGAAUUUCGACGACAGGUUUCAUCCUUUCGUGAGUCCGUUUCAAAAGAACAUCCUGUGUUUCAACCAGAAAUAGGCCGUUAUCAUUUAUACGUGAGUUUGGCUUGUCCUUGGGCGCACCGUACUCUAAUUGUUCGCAAACUUAAAGGACUAGAAGAAGCUUUGCCCGUACAUAUUGUGGGAUGGUUGAUGGGACCUAAUGGCUGGGAUUUUGAGACGGACCAUGGAAGCACUGGAGAACCACUUUAUAAAAGUCCAUUUCUAAGGAACUUAUAUUUCCGCGCUGAUCCUAAUUACAAUGCACGUUUCACUGUGCCUGUAUUUUGGGAUGUCAAACACCAUACAAUUGUAAACAAUGAAAGUUCAGAGAUCAUCCGGUUUCUAAACUACGAAUUCAAUGACUUGAUUACCGACCAGAAAAAGAAGGAGGUAGAUCUGUAUCCAAAAGACCUCCGUUCUGAAAUUGACAAAUGGAAUGACUAUUUUUAUAACACACUAAACAACGGAGUGUACAAAUCAGGAUUUGCUACCACCGCAGAAGCAUAUGAAAGGAAUGUAAAGGUGGUUUUUGAAGCCUUGGACAAAAUGGAGGACUUGCUGAAGCAGACUCGAGGACCAUACGUUUUGGGGGAUCGCUUAACAGAAACCGACGUGCGUUUGUACACCACGAUAAUUCGUUUUGACCCAGUUUAUGUACAACAUUUCAAGUGCAAUAUUGGUACCAUUCGCCACGACUAUCCACACAUCCAUACUUGGUUGCGUAACCUUUAUUGGCGUCAUCCAGCAUUUUUUGAGACUACCGACUUUGACCAUAUCAAGUGGCAUUAUACUCGUAGCCAUACUCAAAUCAACCCACUCCGCAUUACUCCAUUAGGCCCUUUGCCUCCAAUUGAGCCUUUGUAAAGAAAGGAAGCUGGAUUUGCCAGUAUAAAUAAAAUCUAUGAUCCUUAAGUCAAGCUUUCCACAUAAGGAAUUUAGUAGCUUGUUUAUUCAUAGAAAUUAGAAAGAAAGCAAACAUAACUCAAAGUGAUCUAAUGAAAAGGUACAUAACCAUGUUACAAUUCUUACUAAUUAAUCAUACAAUUCCCAGGAACAACAACCAAGGAUUCGAUGCCUUGCAUGAUUCGAGAAUUCAGCAGAUCCGACAGUAAUGUAAAAUUCACAUAGAAUAAACCUCUUUGCAAAGCAAAAAUUAGCAGCAUAAACUGAAUCAAAAAUAGCAUAGCAAACGAAGCAUUUUAAUAUUCAUAUA